Molecule: messenger RNA, 2815 nt
Organism: Musa acuminata AAA Group (dessert banana)
Lineage: Eukaryota; Viridiplantae; Streptophyta; Magnoliopsida; Zingiberales; Musaceae
Product: ABC transporter C family member 3-like
Exons: 13
Coding region: 49-2412 (787 amino acids)
Biological process (GO): transmembrane transport
Cellular component (GO): membrane
Molecular function (GO): ATP hydrolysis activity; ABC-type transporter activity; ATP binding
Source: RefSeq, a predicted model, not a curated record
UGGAUUCAAAGUGGCAGCAUUCGAGACAAUAUAAUUUUCGGAAAGGAAAUGGACAUAGACAAAUAUGACAGAGUCCUAGAAGCUUGUUCUUUGAAGAAGGAUUUGGAGAUCAUGCCUAACGGUUACCAGACAAUUAUAGGAGAAAGAGGCAUAAAUCUUAGCGGAGGACAAAAGCAACGGGUACAAAUUGCCCGUGCCAUAUACCAUGAUGCUGACAUUUAUAUGUUUGAUGAUCCAUUCAGUGCUGUUGAUGCCCACACAGGAUCUCAUCUCUUUAAGGAAUGUUUGCUUGGAUUUUUAUCUUCAAAGACAGUGGUCUAUGUCACACACCAGGUGGAGUUUUUACCUUCAGCUGACCUUAUCCUGGUCAUAAGAGAUGGAAGGAUUGUACAAGCAGGCAAGUACAAUGAGAUAAUUAACUCAGGAACAGAGUUCAUGGAACUGGUUGGUUCUCAUAUGGAUGCUUUGGCUGCACAUAACAUGAUAAAACAUACUUCCAACACUUCAAGUGACACUAUUCAAGGUGGUCCUUCUGCCUCAAAGUCUAGUGUACGAGUUCCUCAACAAGCAGAAUUGAAGGAUACAGAGAAUGGUCCAUCAGAUGAAGUUAGGCCGAGGGGUCAACUAGUUCAAGAAGAAGAGAGGGAGACAGGCAAAGUGGGGUUUCUGAUUUAUUGGAGGUAUAUUACAAUGGCAUAUAAAGGGGCACUUGUUCCGUUAAUAUUAUUUUCCCAAAUUCUUUUUCAAGUCCUUGAGAUAUGUAGCAAUUAUUGGAUGGCUUUGGAGUCUCCUCUGUCAGAUGACUUGGAACCUCCUGUAAGUGGCACAAUGCUUAUAUCUGUAUAUGUAGCAUUGGCUGUUAGGAGCUCUGCUUGUAUCCUCAUAAGAACCCUACUUCUCGUAAUUGCUGGAUAUAAGACUGCAACAAUGCUAUUUAAUAAGAUGCACAUGUGCAUUUUUCGUGCACCCAUGUUAUUCUUUGAUUCCACCCCUACUGGGCGUAUUUUGAAUAGAGCGUCAACUGAUCAAGAUGGAGUAGAUACUGGCAUUCCUCUCCAAAUUGAAUUAUUUGCAUUUUCAAUUAUACAUCUUCUAGGGAUUAUUUCAGUCAUGUCACAGGUCGCAUGGCCAGUUUUGAUCAUCUUUAUUCCUGUGGUUGCGACUUGUAUUUGGUAUCAGCAAUACUACAUAUCUACUGCACGAGAACUAUCAAGGUUGAUUGGGGUUUGCAGAGCUCCUGUAAUCCAACAUUUUGCAGAAUCAAUGUCGGGAUCAAUUUCAGUUAGAAGCUUUGGUCAGGAAAAAGAGUUUGUGAACACUAACUAUAAUCUGAUAAAUGAUCUCUCUCGACUUCAAUUUCAUAGUACAGGUGCUAUGCAAUGGCUUUGUUUUCGUCUCGAUAUGUUGUCAUCCCUUACAUUUGCCUUCUCUCUGAUAUUUCUGAUCAGCAUGCCAGAAGGUGUAAUCAAUCCUGGUAUUGCUGGCCUUGCCGUGACAUAUGGGCUUAGUCUGAAUAUGAUACAAACAUGGGUCAUCUGGAAUCUGUGCCAUCUUGAAAAUGGAAUUAUUUCUGUGGAGAGAAUACUACAGUAUACAAACAUUCCUGGUGAACCACCUCUUGUCAUAGAUGAAAACAGACCUGAUCAUAUCUGGCCAUCAAAGGGGGAAAUAGACAUUCUUAACUUGCAGGUUCGUUAUGGCCUCGACAUGCCUUUUAUUUUAAGGGGUCUCACUUGCACUCUUCCUGGAGGUAAAAAGAUUGGAAUUGUUGGAAGAACUGGAAGUGGCAAGUCCACCCUUAUACAGACAAUAUUUCGUAUUAUUGAUCCUACUUUUGGUCAUAUUUUCAUCGAUGGCAUUGAUAUUUCAACAAUUGGGCUGCACGACCUGAGAUCCAGAUUAAGCAUUAUCCCGCAAGAUCCAAUUAUGUUUGAGGGAACUGUGCGUAGCAACCUAGACCCACUUGAAGAAUAUACGGAUGAGCAGAUAUGGGAGGCACUGGAUUGCUGUCAACUUGGAGAAGAGAUUAGAAAUAAGGAAUUGAAGCUCGACUCUGAAGUAACUGAAAACGGUGAGAAUUGGAGUGUAGGCCAGCGCCAGCUUGUCUGUUUAGGCAGGGUAAUCUUGAGAAAAAGCAAGAUACUUGUUCUGGAUGAAGCAACUGCCUCAGUAGAUACUACUACUGAUAUCAUAAUUCAGAAAACCCUGAGACAGCAGUUCUCAGAAUCAACAGUUAUAACGAUAGCUCAUCGGAUAACUUCUGUAAUUGACAGUGAUAUUGUCAUAUUACUUGAUAAUGGAGUGAUUGUUGAAAUUGACAGUCCGACAAAAUUGUUAGAAAACAAGUCAUCCUUGUUUGCGAAGCUCGUCUCUGAAUACACUACAAGAUUCUAUGAUGCAUCUCGACAAUGAAACCAGCUUCCUUGUGGAGGAAAAUUGAGGUAAAAACAAUGCUUCCGUGAGUUUUAUAUAAGCAGUAGUCAAAGCAGGUUCCAAAUUUCAAGUCUCAGAUUAAAACAACUCUGUGAUGCUGUUUGUGAUGUUUCCUAUAUUGAACUAUGCUUCAGUAUACUUCUUGGAACAAGAACAAUGCUCUAAUUAAGUUGUAGGAUGUAAUGUGUGUGUAUAUAUGUGUAUGUGAAAUGUGUAUGUGUAUAUAUGCUUCUUGGAACAAGAAUAAUGCUUCAGGAUACUUCUUGGAACAAGAAUAAUGCUUCAGUAUACUCCAUAUCAUCUUAUGUAAUGUGUGUGUAUAUGUGUGUGUGUUUGUGUGAGAAUGUGUUUGUUGUUAUGCAUGAAAGGAAAGUUUUCUUGA